AAUUGCUUUCUUGAUUGAAUCAAUAACUUGAAGUACCUGUGAAUUUUAAGAUGUAUUUUGGGAACCCAAGCUUGAUUUGAGACAUAUGCAGUGAUUAUUGCAGUCAAUUGAGUGUUACAAUUUCUGCUGAAAUGGGAGAAUAUAUAUUGUAGAAUUUAGAUGGACACUUUCAUAUGGUAAUAUUAUGACACUUAUGCAGCUAAUUUUUUAACUGUCAAUACUCUGCUUUAAUUUCUGGUGUGCUGUCUGACUCAACUAGCGCAAGCUGAAUGGAUCUUGUGUUUGUCGGUCUUCUUCCUUCUCUGUUUUCUUUUUUUGUCCUUUUCAUUUUCUCGUUGAGGAAGAACUUGAUUUUCCAAAGAAUGAAGGAUCUUUAUCUGGUAGCAUUAACAUUCUUUCCCCUGCUGGCUGCUGCAUUGGAUUGCUAUUCUUUUUGCUUUUUCUGCGUUGAGUUGAAGGCAAGUCGUGCAAUUGAGUUGAAGAAUCAUUCUUUACUACAUGGAAAAGUGAUAAGGGUCAUGUGGUCUCGUUGCGAUCCUGAUGUGAGAAAAAGUGGCAGAGGGAAUGUUUUUGUUAAGAACUUAGCUGAAUCCAUAGAUAAUGCGGGAUUACAUGAUUUAUUUCUAAAGUUUGGAAAUAUCUUGUCCAGCUUUGGGAAUUGCUUUGGUGCUUCAAAUUGGUUUAGAGGGAGGGAUGAUAGUGAUACUGCUGAGAAGCCACGGAACGAGAGUGCAGAAUUUGUUGAAAGGAUAAAAGCCAAGUCUCAUGAUUGA
Molecule: messenger RNA, 773 nt
Organism: Arachis ipaensis
Lineage: Eukaryota; Viridiplantae; Streptophyta; Magnoliopsida; Fabales; Fabaceae
Source: RefSeq, a predicted model, not a curated record